AUGCAGACCCAGACUGACAAUGCGGUGGUGGACCUGGAGUUGUUGCUCAGAUCACAGGGGUUCAGUGAAUCCCAGGGAAUGGCUCUUCUUGAUUCAGGUGCCUCUCACCCUUUCCGAGUGCCGAAGUCGCUAGAAGAAAGAACUUCUUCGAGAAGGGUUCAGGUACAGCUUGCGGACGGGAAGACCAUCUCGUUGAGACAAAACAGCGGCGGCACGCUGCUUGCUGAAAAUGAACAGGGUGGCACAAUACUGCCGCUGGGAAGUUUAGUCAGCUCUCUGGGGUGUGAGCUCCAGUGGUCGAGAAAACGUGGGCUACAAGUCCGUCAUCCACGUCAUGGGCUCCUUCCCACGAAACUAGUGGGCAACACGCCCGUCCUCCGGGAAGCGGAGGCGUUGCAGCUUAUCUCGGACCUUGAGGAGGUGGAACUCCAGAAGUUAAAGGCCCAGACCACUGAGGGAGUGAUCAAGACGCUGAUGACGGAUGAGACUCCGACGACUUGGCUGGACCACUUGGAGGAGUUUGUGGCCACGGGUAAGCGCGCAUGCCUCCGGCGGAUGCUUAUGGAUGAGGAGGCCCCCAUCAAGGCCGCAACGGAGGAAGAGAUAGCAGUCCUGGUGGGAGUGGAGGAGAAGAUCUUGCUGUCAGAUGAGGCGGGUGCGUUCUACCUGAAGUCCCUUCCUUACAACCGGGCUACGCGCAAGCGACUGUUGAGGACGAGGUGGAUUGUGCAUUUGUUCAAUGGAGAUGAGCAAGGACCUGAGUUCACCUAUGCGGAGUCCGAAGAUGUUACGGUGGUCCGAAUGGACGUCAGGACGUCCAAGGGCUUCGAUCUCCGGAUGUACGGACCCGCAGCUCGGGCUCUUCUAUGGGCGGCGGCGCGUGGACAAAUCGAGGGUGUCAUCGGGGGCCCACCACGUGGCUCGGAGCAUGGUUCGACGCUGUUCAAAAGAUUGAUGUUGACAUGGUUGGUGGCCAAUUCUGGCGCGGUCCAACAGGCUUUGUGUGCUCCCCACUUCACGAUGGAGGCUCCAACCUGGCACCCGAUUUGGACGAGUAGUGCCUGGCUGAGUUUCCGUGAUGAACUACGAUUCAUGAAGUACCACUCCGUGGCCGUGCAAGGCAACAUGUACUUCUUGGCUUCAAGUUUGGAGGUGUCUCAAGGAAUGAACAUCGAAGAGGCGGAAAUCAUCACGCUCAAUUACAGCACCCCGGCUUCUUCGUGGCCCACGACUUUGAAAGCAGGCCUGGCCCAGUCAAUGGUAAGUUGGCGCCGAAGUGACCUACGGCGACACGAAGCCACGCUCUGCAAGGUCGUGGGAUCCCGGGACCUCAAUGCCAAGGAUUUGGCCUACUGGCAGAAUCACAUCAAGAACAACCACUUCCUUAUGACAAAAGAUGCCGCACGUGUGUGCGCGCCAGCGCGACGGGCCGGGCCCAUCGACGAUGGCAAGGGGUACCGCUAUCUCCUCGUCGGCGCCUACAGCCAUCCCAAGCUUGAACUUCCACGUGAUGUAAAACUCCCUCCGGUCGAGGAGGAGGACGAUGUGGAGCCCGAGCUGGACCCUUUCGAGGAGGAGGAUACAGCACCCCGCCCGGAGGACGCAGAUGACGAGGAGCAGAAGGCAAUGAACGAGCGCUACAAGGAGAUCUACCGGGACAUCGGUGACGACAUCGAGCGCCAGACGCUGCAUUUUGUGGUGCCAAUGGCUACAAGGACAUCGAAGGAGGUGCGGGCCAAGAUCCAACAGAUCUACUGGCAAUCGCGCCAACAUGGGCUCCCAUUGGUCCGUAUCCACUCGGACAGGGGACUCGAGCUCAAGGCCAAGGAGACCCGAACAUGGAUGGCAGAUCGCGAUAUCCUGGCCACUACUGGUGAAAGCCAGCAGCCACAACAGAAUGGACGGGCCGAGGCCUUGGUUCGGGAUAUCAAGCGCAGACAGCUGAGUUUGCAGCCCGAAGACAGCGAGAUCUGGCUUUGGGAAACUAUGAGGACAAUUAAGGACCUCCCCUUUGGUGCCCCCACUCACGUGAAGCACAAGCAGUUUGGUCAAGGUGGGCGGUAUGAUCUACUGGAGCGCUGGUGCGAGGGAGUCUUUGUGGGAUACUCCAAUGAUGUGAAGAAUGGAAGAGUAGUCCGCCACACAGAUGGAACCUACACCACCUCGGUUCACAUCAAACCUUAUUUGUUCGACCCUGGUGAUUUGGUCGAGUUCGGGCCCUAUGAAACGGAACUACCAGUGCCUGAGCGGCGGGUUCGAGGAAAGGCCACUCUAGCACAACUGCUCCAGGAGCCUGACAACGAGAUCGAUAAGUUCGCCAAGGACCUCCUGGACCACCAGAAGUUCACUUUGGAUGAUGUGGUUGGGUUGUGGAAUGUUUUGCGGACAAAGGCAAGGCCAACAACAAGGACUACCCAAGGUGAAGGUCUUCAAUGGUUGGUGGGCCAGUACACUUAUGGAAGCUUAUGUGGAGUUGUGCGGGACACGGACCUCUACCCCGUGGCGACUGUGUACUUGGUGCAGGCCUUCAAGAAGUUGACGGCUGCCAUCGUGAUGUACACAAUCAUGGCCAACGCAACAAUGUACUUCUUCCUGUACUACAAUGUGACAGCGGAGCCUCGGGACUACGACUACGCCGAUGAAUGGAAGGAACUCCCUAGAGGUGGAUGGCGCCGGGGGCGGAUUCACGAGCUACAGAGAGGUGUUCCUAUCGAGAUCAACCCGAAGAUGUACCACUCCACUGAGCCAUGGACAGGGAGGCGGCUUGUUGUAACAGCCUAUACCCCGAGGACUACAAAGAUGACCAAAUCGACCUACGACAUCCUCUGCAACUACGGGUUCCAACCUCCUCCACUACCACCACAGGUUCCCGACGAACUCCAACGAGCCGUCUUGAAGAUGAUGACUAUAGAUGACCAGAGGGAACCCGACGCAGUGAUGUUCCUUAUCAAUGAGGCUGAGGAGGAGAACCGCGAAAGGGCAAGAGAUGUGAGUCGGGAACUAUGCCAACUACAAGACGAUGUUCUUGCCAAGCUGCGAGAGAGGCAGGAAUGGUUGAAGGAGUUCCUGGCUGAGGAGGAGAUCUUGGCCGAGGAGCUGCAGGUUGUCGGGGAAACGAUCAACGAGGAGAUCGAGGGCGUCAAUGGUGCAGUCCGGGAUUUACUUCAGGAUGUGGAGGAGAAGAUCAAGCUCACCGAGGAGAAGUGCCGCUCCCUCUAUCUCAAGGUCGCCAAUGUCACGGACGAGACUAACAUUGAUGAUAUUGAAGAGAAGAAGGAUCUCGAUGUGACAUUGGAUGUUCCGUUGGACCAAGUGAAGGCCAACCUGGACAAGUGGGUUGAGCCAAUGAGCAAGGAGUUGUCCAACCUUGAGGAGAAAACGAACGCUAUAGAGCGGAGGACAAUCCAGGAGGCUCGCCAGAUGGAGCGUGACGGUCUUUUGGCCCUCAUACCUGGCAAGGUGGUAUUCACAGUGAAGCCACCACCACCUCUUCCGGAAGCAGAGCAACGAGGAUCAAGGACACCGCGGUGGAAACGCAAGGCGCGGAUCGUCAUCUGUGGCAACAUGGCCACCCAGAAGCAUGAUCCAAAUGACCUCUUCGCUGCCGGUGCGAGCGUUGAAGGACUUCGUCCGGGCUUGGCUUUGGCAUCGGCAAGGCUAUGGAUAGCGGCGGCUACGGACGUGAGUGCGGCGUUUUUACAGGCUCUGUGGCCGGAAGGAAGACCAACCUACGGGGUACUCCCACCCAAGGUUUUAGUUCAAUCAGGGCUGGUGUCGGCGAACGUCGUGUUCAUUGUGAAGAGGGCUUUGUAUGGGCUCAGAGAGAGCCCGGCCUUGUGGUCGGCUCAUCGCACAAGUGUCCUGAAGAAGACCAAGGUGAGGUGUGGUGACGGUUUCAUGUGGCUGAAGCAGCUUGCCACGGAUGGCGAGCUGUGGAUGGUGCUGUGGACUCCUGACGGUGGCAUCCCACAGCUGGUGGGCUUGCUGGUCACCUACGUUGAUGAUCUUUUGUAUUUGGCCAACAAGGAUACGAUUCUCCGACUACACGAGGUGAUCGCUACUACAUGGCCCGCUGGCUGUGGACUCGCGCCUCCGCGUGGUGUCAGCGGGCUCCACUUCGA
Messenger RNA from Symbiodinium sp. CCMP2456, 4121 nucleotides. Lineage: Eukaryota; Dinophyceae; Suessiales; Symbiodiniaceae. The record is from the annotation of a GenBank genome assembly.